Messenger RNA from Chrysemys picta bellii (western painted turtle), 453 nucleotides. The record is from RefSeq and is a predicted model, not a curated record. NCBI's taxonomy places the organism in Eukaryota, Metazoa, Chordata, Testudines, Emydidae.
AAGGGGAGCUCUGUCCACCAGGCUGGGUGCCCCACCCCUCCUGACUCCUCACGCUGCUCCCUUUCUGUUUCCCUUACAGGGAAGGAGUUCCUAGCCAAAGCCAAAGAAGACUUCCUCAAGAAAUGGGAGAACCCUGCCCAGAACACGGCCAGUUUGGAUCAGUUUGAUCGAAUCAAGACCCUGGGCACAGGCUCAUUUGGGAGGGUGAUGCUGGUGAAACACAAAGAGACCGGGAAUCACUAUGCCAUGAAGAUCCUGGAUAAACAGAAGGUAGUGAAGCUCAAACAAAUUGAGCAUACCCUCAAUGAAAAACGGAUACUCCAGGCCAUCAACUUUCCAUUACUCGUCAAACUGGAGUAUUCUUUCAAAGUAGGUGUCCUUGGCUUGCCAGCCCGGCCCCGGUCUGUAUCUCCCCCCCGACUCCCACAAUCCCCUUGAUUUGUUUCCUAUUUA